Bacidia gigantensis is the source of this 1791-nucleotide messenger RNA. RefSeq lists its product as uncharacterized. The coding region runs from base 1 to 1791 and encodes 596 amino acids. Lineage: Eukaryota; Fungi; Ascomycota; Lecanoromycetes; Lecanorales; Ramalinaceae. The transcript is spliced from 3 exons. The record is from RefSeq and is a predicted model, not a curated record.
AUGGACAUUGAACACACAGCUAGUAUAGAUAGGCUAGCCAUGUUUCGUGAAGGCGUGGGUAUCACAGACGUCUUCUCAUCGGGCCCUAAAUCGUGGAAGCGUAUCACACCUAAUCUGGGCGUCUACAAGCGCGUCGUCCUAGCCGAGAAGCACGCAAAAAUCCAGUAUUAUUCUUUCGCCUGGCUUAUCAAUACAUGCUUGCUCCUGCAGAUCAUCUUCGCUGCGAUUCUAACGGCGCUUGGUGCCGCGAACGGCUCUCACAUAGCAAUCACUGCCAUCGGGGCAGCCAACACCGUCAUUGCGGGCUUGCUAUCGUUCACGAAGGGGCAGGGGCUUCCCAACAGGCUGCGACAGUACCAGAACACUCUUCGAAAAGUCAGAGAAUAUAUCGAACAACCAGAAAGAGAGUUUGCCCAGUUUGACUGUCAAUUGGACCUAAGCCAUGAGAUCAAAGCUGUGAUAGCAAUGUACGAGGAUGCUCGUAAGAAUGAUGAGGCCAAUGAUCCGAAUGCGUAUCACAAUGCUCUAGACUUAUCUGCUAAGCCUCAGUCCGUACCAACACAAACCAUCAAUCACCAAUCAAAGAAUGGGCGACAUGGAGAUAUUCCAAAUACAGGAGGGUGGCCUUUGUCAAAUGAGGAAACCAAGGAAGCGGGAUUUCAUCACGCGAGCUCCAAGCCAGACGACGUAAGCUCCUCAUUCAAUGCGAACUUUGCACAAGGUAAAUAUCUCCUGGAUCAUGAAGGCAUAAAAUCAGCGCUAGCUCUGAUAGAUUUCUUAGUCCUGAGCUUGAAGUUGGAAAGCCUAUCCGCUGCUCCUUUGCCAGACGUUGGUUUCACUUUUUCUCCGCGAUCGAAGACCUCUAUAACAUCAAAGUCGGAGUCUCCAUCUCCAGACAGAACCAUCUCAGACCUAAAUGAUUAUGACUCGGGAGACAAGCCCCUACAAGGCGCAAGUCAGAUGCCGCCUAAGCAGUCGAAGGAAAACGAAUUACUCACACUGCCCAUGUAUGCUCAUAAGGCGAGAAAGCAUUUGCCUUUCCAAUACCCUCCUAUAGGAUCAUUUCGGCCUCCCCGCUGGAACUCCAAGAAGAAGCCGGCUCGUGGUGUCAAAAACAUUCGCGAAGGUGGCGCUGGCGCCCUCACACCUCAAGCGAAAAAGGCACAAUGUGCCAGCCCUCCGCCCUCUUGCCAUACGCGCUCUGGUGCGAUUGCAGAAGAUGAAGGCUUUACGCUCGCAAAGAGACGCCGGUUGCAGUCGCAAUUGAACAAGUUUGAAUGGCCUAAGGCCAUUUGUGCCACCGAUUCGACAGGUUCCAUAACACGGUCCAUGAGAAAAUCUCACAUAGCUGCCAUUUCUAACAUGAAAUUAAACUACUCACCGCCAAUAUCGCCAAAAUCUACUCCCAAAUCACUUGACAUCCCUCAAGAAUCGGGCAACCCUGAGGUCAAGGAUCAAAAGCAGUCCACAGUCGCUGCCUCAUCAUGUCCUAGGCGUCAAUCGUCAGGGAAAACCCGUGCUGCAAACUCUGAACUGAAGCCCGAGGACCAGUCUCCCCCAGCAUUGAAUUUGAGCGAUAUCCCCCUCCAUGUGCUACCAGCACAGGCAAUGAGCAGCACAGACGGAUCUUCUUCCGGUGACAACCUGAGCUCCUGGACUAGGAUCCAUGGUGAAGAGCGGAAUUUGAGGAGCCGUAUUUCUACAAUCACAGAGGAUGACAUGGGGCAUCUGCAACGGGACUUCAAGAAGGUGGGGAGAAAGAGGCAGGCGAGGCGCUCGGGGAUGUCUUGA